ACGGGGGACUGUCGUCAGUGUGCUGGGUUCCCCAUUUGUGUUUCGUCUUGCUUCUGCCCUGCAGCGGCAUUGACCACAGUCUGCAGAACACAUGGCCUGGCCUCAUGUGAAUGUGUUUACUAGCAAAAGAGACCAAGGUUGGGGCCCAGAGGAAAUAUGCCACUAAAGCGAGUUUUUUCUUGAGUCUACAGGUCCCACCUCUCCAGGAGCAAGACAAUUCGUGCAGUAGGAUCAGAAAACUCCAAGGUCAGGAAUCCAUCCUGGGUCAGGGGACCGCUGACCAGAGGCCUCCCCCAGGAGGACCCUGGCAGAGGCACAAGAGUCACAGGACAGAGCAGGUUCUAGAGUGGCUGUUUAUUUCCCAGGAGCAGCCGAAAACCACCAAGUCCCGGGGACCAUUGUCAUUCACGGAUGUGUUUGUGGACUUUACCUGGGAAGAGUGGCAGCUGCUGGACUCAGCUCAGAAGCACCUGUACAGGAGUGUGAUGUUGGAGAACUAUAGCAACCUGGUGUCCCUGGGGUAUCAGCACACCAAACCUGCUGUCGUCCUCAGGUUGGAACAAGGUGAAGAGCUGUGGAUGAUGCAGGCCCAAAUCCCAGGUCAGGGCCACCCAGACAAAGUCUGGGAAAUUGAUCAUCAUAUGGAAGGGCAUCAAGAAAAUGAAGGCAAGCUGGGAAGGAUGUCAGAAGGCUAUGAAUGUACUGCAUUUGGAAAACUAUGUCUUGUUAGUUCAAAUUAUGUUUCUUCAAGACAAAAGCUUCUUAAGUGUGGUACACGUGGAAAGAGUGUGAAAUAUAAUAUAGAUUUCGAUACUAAUUAUGCUGAAAAGAAUCCUAAUGAGUUCCAUCCACAUAGGGAAUCAUUCCUUCAUGCUAAACAUGAGCAAACUAUUAUUGGAAUAAAAUACUGUGCAAGUAAUGAAUCUGGGAAAAUUGUCAAUAAGAAGUCACAACUCAUAUGCCAACAAAUGUAUAUGGCAGGAAAACCCUUUGAAUGCAGUUACUGUGGGAAGGCCUUCAGCAGCAAGUCAUACCUUGUGAUGCAUCUGCGAACUCAUGCAGAAGAGAAACCCUACAAAUGUCAUGGAUGUGGGAAAGAUUUCAGCAGCAAAUCCUACCUCAUUGUACAUCAGAGAAUUCAUACAGGAGAGAAACUACAUGAAUGCAGUGAAUGUGGGAAAACUUUCAGUUUCAAGUCACAACUUGUUAUACAUCAGAGAAUUCACACAGGGGAGAAUCCCUAUGAAUGUUCUGAAUGUGGAAAAGUCUUCAGUAGGAAAGACCAGCUUGUUUCACACCAGAGAACUCAUUCAGGACAGAAACCGUAUGGGUGUAAUGAAUGUGGGAAAGCUUUUGGUUUGAAAUCACAGCUCAUUAUACAUCAAAGAAUUCAUACAGGAGAGAAACCCUAUGAAUGCAGUGAAUGUCAGAAAGCCUUUAAUACAAAGUCAAAUCUUAUGGUACAUCAGAGAACCCAUACAGGGGAGAAACCUUAUGGCUGUAGUGAAUGUGGUAAAUCCUUUACUUUCAAGUCACAGCUCAUUGUACAUCAGGGGCUUCACACAGGAAUAAAGCCUUAUGGGUGCAUUCAAUGUGGGAAAGCCUUCAGUCUGAAGUCACAGCUUAUUGUACAUCAGAGAAGUCACACAGGAAUGAAACCUUAUGUAUGCAAUGAAUGUGGCAAAGCCUUCAGGAGCAAGUCAUACCUCAUGAUCCAUAUGAGGACUCAUACAGGAGAGAAACUCCAUGAAUGCAACGAAUGUGGGAAAGCCUUCAGUUUUAAUUCACAACUCAUUAUACAUCAGAGGAUUCACACAGGAGAGAGCCCAUAUGAAUGCCAUGAAUGUGGGAAAGCCUUCAGUCGGAAAUAUCAGCUCAUUUCACACCAGAGAACUCAUGCAGGGGAGAAACCCUAUGGAUGCCUUGACUGUGGAAAAACUUUUGGUUUGAAGUCACAGCUUAUUAUACAUCAUAGAACUCAUACAGGAGAGAAACCCUUUGAAUGCAGUGAAUGUAGCAAAGCUUUCAAUACAAAGUCAAACCUUAUGGUACAUCAGAGAACUCAUACAGGGGAGAAACCUUAUGGGUGUAGUGAAUGUGGGAAAGCCUUUACCUUCAAGUCACAGCUCAUUGUACAUCAAGGAGCACACACUGGUGUAAAACCCUAUGGAUGUAAUCAGUGUGGAAAAGCUUUUAGUUUGAAGUCACAGCUCAUUGUACAUCAGAGAAGCCACACAGGGGUGAAACCCUAUGCAUGCAGUGAAUGUGAGAAAGCUUUCAGGAGUAAGUCGUACCUCAUUAUACAUAUGAGAACUCAUACAGGAGAGAAGCCACAUGAAUGCAAUGAAUGUGGGAAAUCCUUCAGUUUCAAUUCACAACUCAUUGUACAUCAGAGAAUUCACACAGGAGAAAAUCCCUAUGACUGCAGUGAAUGUGGGAAAGCCUUUAAUAGGAAAGAUCAGCUCAUUUCACAUGAGAGAACUCAUGCAGGGGAAAAACCUUAUGGCUGCAGUGAAUGUGGGAAAGCCUUUAGUAGCAAGUCAUACCUCAUUAUACACAUGAGAACUCAUUCAGGAGAGAAACCAUAUGAAUGCAACAAAUGUGGGAAAACCUUCAUUUGGAAGUCACUACUCAUUGUACAUGAGCGAACUCAUGCAGGGGAAAACCCUUAUAAAUGUAGUCAAUGUGAGAAGUCCUUCAGUGGAAAAUUAAGGCUCAUUGUACAUCAGAGAAUGCACACAAGAGAGAAACCCUAUGAAUGCAGUGAAUGUGAAAAAGCCUUCAUUAGGAAAUCUCAGCUCAUUGUACAUCAGAGAACUCAUUCAGGGGAGAAACCCUAUGGGUGUAAUGAAUGUGGAAAAAGCUUCUCUCAGAAAUCAAUUCUCAGUGCACAUCAGAGGACUCACACAGGAGAGAAACCCUGUAAAUGCACUGAAUGUGGGAAAGCCUUUUGUUGGAAGUCUCAGCUCAUUAUGCACCAGAGAACUCAUGCAGAUGAGAGACAUAUUGAUGAAUUAAAUGUAAGAAACUUUCUCUCCAAAGUCCAUUCACAGGAAAUACCAGCUAAUUCACAUAGAAGAGAAGCUCUAUAAACGCAAUCAUCUCUUACGCCAGAAACCUCAUACUUAAAGGAGCCAGCCUUGCGUGUGUGCAGCGUGUGGAAGAGCACCUACAGGAAGCCGUGCUUUACAUGUUGAAAUAGUGUUAGCGCACACAGGAGCCCUGUGAAUUCAUGAGCCCUAUGGGAGUUGUCAGCAGCAUGUCAUACCUUUACUAAGUCUACACAGGUGAGG
Messenger RNA from Ceratotherium simum simum (southern white rhinoceros), 3293 nucleotides. The record is from RefSeq and is a predicted model, not a curated record. Lineage: Eukaryota; Metazoa; Chordata; Mammalia; Perissodactyla; Rhinocerotidae.